UGGCUGUAGUGUUCCAGGGAAUCGGAGAAAUGAAUAAGGAAGCAGCUAAGUAAGGUCGAAUAUUCAGUUUCUUCGUAUGACACGGCAUGGGUAGCCAUGGUCCCUUCUCCUGGGUCUCCUCAAACUCCGUGCUUCCCUCAGUGCGUCGAUUGGAUGUUACAAAAUCAAAAUUCUAAUGGAUCCUGGGGACUUGACCACAUUCAUCCCUCUUUGAUGAAAGAUGCUCUAUCUUCCACAUUGGCAUGUGUACUUGCGCUCAAGCGAUGGAAUGUGGGUGAAGAGCAUGUAAGAAGAGGGCUACGUUAUAUUGGAUCUAAUUUGUCAUGUAUUCUGGAUGAGAAUUAUCAGUCUCCUGUCGGCUUCAAUAUCAUUUUCCCUAGCAUGCUUGAACUUGUCAUCGAUUUGGGUUUAGAUAUUCCCAUAAGUCAGCGUGCUAUUCAGGAUAUUCUUUGCCUUCGAGAUUUAGAAUUGAAAAGGUCAGGCACGAUGGUUAUUCCAAUGUAAAUUUUGUUUGAAUCUUAUAUCAUAAAUUUCACUCAGUAUGCAAAAAUUUUUUGUAACUGGCAUUUAUGUUGUGAUACGUAUAUUGAUUUUUUAGGGAUGCAGCACACAAUUCCGAGGGACGAAAAGCAUACAUGGCAUAUGUAUCCGAAG
Molecule: messenger RNA, 654 nt
Organism: Ananas comosus (pineapple)
Lineage: Eukaryota; Viridiplantae; Streptophyta; Magnoliopsida; Poales; Bromeliaceae
Product: ent-kaur-16-ene synthase, chloroplastic-like
Exons: 2
Coding region: 97-504 (135 amino acids)
Biological process (GO): diterpenoid biosynthetic process
Molecular function (GO): magnesium ion binding; terpene synthase activity
Source: RefSeq, a predicted model, not a curated record